AUGCAUAAUAAUUUUAUUGUAAUUGAAGUAUGGGAUAAAAAGAUUUCUGGUCCAGCUGAUAAAAUCAUUGGCAUUGUUAAAAUAUCAUUAGAACAAUUUUAUACAUCAUUUAAAGAUAAGGGUGUGGGUGUGGAUCAGGGCUCCGGGUGGGAUGGGAUGGGACGAAAUGAUUCGUCCCGUCCCAUCGUAUGGGAUUUCCAAAACAAAAAUCUCCUCCCAUCCCAUCCCAUGGGUCCCAUGGGACGAAAAGAAUAUAAAAUGACUUUUAAAGACUUGAAUCGAUUUCCUUGA
This is a messenger RNA of Rotaria socialis, 291 nucleotides long. Lineage: Eukaryota; Metazoa; Rotifera; Eurotatoria; Philodinida; Philodinidae. The record is from the annotation of a GenBank genome assembly.